ACACAGAGCGGUGAGUCUCGUCAGUAGUCCGACAAGCGUCGACUCGCGAGCCUCGUUCUUCCGUUCGGUCGACACGUGCGCGUCAAAUUUUAUACAUCAGCUUAUCCUCGCUUCUGCUCUCUCCACACACACACGCACACACACACACACCGUACACACCGGCUCUUUCCUUCGAGUCAGCGGAUCUUGUGUGUUCUCUAGCAGCAGAUUUGCACACCGGCGGCGACUCUUCUCUCUCGUUCGAGGACUCGCGGCGUCCAGAGAGCGAGCAGCGGUAAUCCAGCGGCAGAAGAGAGAGGGAAAGCAGCAGCAGCAGCGUUUACGAAAAGGUCCAGAGAAGAAGCGAAGCGAGUCGGUUUCUGGCAGAGCGACGAAGAUAAUCACCGAAGGAAGGGAGAGCAGAGCGAGAGAGAGAGAUAGUAGCGGCGACGCGGAAGUGUUGAGCAGCAGCAGCGGCAUAGUCGAGCGAGGCGCGCGCCACGAUGCAGAGCAACGGCACGGAACACUCCGAGAACGGAGUCGAUAAGACGGGCUGGACGAUCGGCCUGAUAAACGGCAAGUUCAAGUACCUGACGGCCGAGACCUUCGGCUUCAAGAUCAACGCCAACGGCGCCAGCCUGAAGAAGAAGCAGCUCUGGACACUCGAGGGUAACGAGCACCAGGUCUACCUCCGCUCGCAUCUCGACCGUUACCUCGCCGUCGACCAGUUCGGCAACGUCACCUGCGAGGCCGAGGACCCCAGCGAUCCCGGCUGUGCUUUCCAGAUUCAGCUUGCCUGUGACGGAAGCGGAAGAUGGGCGUUGAAGAACGUGCAGAGGGGCUACUUUCUAGGCUCGAGCCAGGACGAGCUCAAGUGCACGGCAAAGGCUCCCGGCGAGUCCGAGUACUGGCUCGUGCAUCUCGCUGCCAGACCUCAGGUGAACCUCCGUUCUGCCGGUCGCAAGCGCUUCGCCCAUCUGAGCGCCUCCCAGGACGAGAUCCACGUGGACGCCCCCGUACCCUGGGGCGAGGACACCCUCUUCACCUUGGAGUUCCGUGGACCAAGCGAGCACGUGGACGCUCGCGGUAAGCCCGAGGGUGGACACUACGCUUUGCAUACCUGCAACAACAAGUACCUGGCGCGUGACGGCAAGCUCCUCGAGACCUGCACCCGGGACUGCCUCUAUGCCGCUGAGUUCCAUGCUGGGCUUCUCGCGUUGAGGGACAUAAGCGGCGGCUACCUGGCGCCGAUCGGCAGCAAAGCCGUGCUCAAGUCGCGCUCCACCACCGUGACGCGCGAUGAGCUCUUCUCGCUCGAGGACUCGCUGCCCCAGGCCUCCUUCGUCGCGGCCCUCAACCAGCGCUACGUCUCCGUCAAGCAAGGUGUCGACGUAACGGCCAACCAGGACGAGAUCUCCGGACACGAGACCUUCCAGCUCGAGUUCGAUCGCACAACGAAGCGCUGGUACGUGCGCACGAUGCAGGACCGCUACUGGAGUUUGGAGUCUGGCGGCGGCAUCCAAGCUUCGGAGCACAAGCGUUCCUCCAACGGACUCUUCGAUCUGCUCUGGCAACCGGAGGACGGAACUGUCGCGCUUCGCGCCAACAACGGCAAGUACCUGGCGACCAAGCGCUCGGGACACCUGUACGCCAAUGCAGAUAACGUCAACGUCGAGAACGACGCGUGCAAGUACUACUUCUACCUAAUGAACCGACCCGUAUUGGUGCUGCGCUGCGAGCAGGGCUUCGUUGGACCCAAGAGCGCGGCCAGCCCCAAGCUCGAGUGCAACAAGGCUGGCUACGAGACCAUCCGCGUGGAGAGAUGCGAACGCGGCGUCGUCAGGUUCAAGGGUCAAAACGGCAAGUACUGGCACGCCGACAGCGAGGGAGUCACCGUGGACUCGGACGUCCCGGCUUGCGGUUUUUAUCUGGAGCUUCGCGAGCCCUCGCGGCUCUGCAUUAAGGCUACGGACGGCCGGUACCUGAGCGCCGGCAAGAACGGCGCGCUGCGCCUCGGCGAAACCGACUACGCCUCCGCCACCAAGUGGGAAUUCUAAGUGUUCUCCUUCUGCUCUCUCAUCACUUCUUCAACCGCCUCCCACUGCAUCCCCUUUCGCUUAGACCUUUCUCGCGACGCUCCAAGGAGAAAGAACAGGACGCCAGUAUCUAUACACAUCGGUCGAGUCGUCGCGGCGAAAUCGAAGUGGAGAGAAGCGAGAGGAAGAACGGCUAUACGAGCGAACUUAUUUAUACACACAAAGCGCAGCAGCAGCAGCAGCAAAGUAUAAAUGUGUAUGUGGCAGUACGUGCCGUCGGUCUUUUUUUAUUUUUUUUUAACGCGCGCAUGUGCAAUUUGGUAUUCCGCGCGGCCCCGAGGCACACGUUUGCAUAGCGCCUUUGUAUCGAGGGUGAAAAGGAAAUUUGGAUGUCCAUUGCACGUCGCGUCUAUUAUAAUGUGAAACGUAUACAAGUGACGCGUUCGUCUAGCCCUCCUUGGUCAUGUCGUUCAAAGUCAUUCAAGCGUGCAGCCUCGAGUAUACACUUGGAUUUUUGUACUCUCUAUUAACGCUGAGGUCGCAUAAAGGGAUAUAAACUGUCUCUCAUUUCUCUCGGUCGACGCUGAUCGCAGACGAAAUGCAGAGAAAGAGAGGAAACAAAUAUAUAUAUAUAUAAACUUGCUUCUCGCAGAACUUUAACUUUAAAGAAUGAUGAUGAUGAUGAGCCAAACUCGCGGCGUCGCAUAUGUGUACAUAAAUAUAUAUGCCCGCGGGAGCCAACUUCGAAUCAAUCCAUUCCAAUUCGAUACCUUUUUAUAUAUAUAUAUAUAUAUACAUAUUUAUAUAUACACGUGCACUUUUAUACCAAAUAGACGUUAUUUAAGAGCGAGUCAGCUUUCAAAAAAUGUGUUAGAAUAUGAAGAGGGAUGAUAAUAUAACGACGUCGAAAGAGAAACAGAAUAACGCAUAUGUUCUUUUAGAGUCGAGGUGCAGUUCAGUCGUCGGGGACGAACUACCCAUACCUAAGUGACACAUCGUCAGUCGGGCGACUGGACCGCGCAAAGUUUUUACGCGCCGAUCAUUGCACUUUUUAUAAUGGUCGUUUAUAUACAAGGAACUUGUCUUUUGUGUAAAUAUAUACUCCUGUACUUAACCUCUACCAUUUUCUACUAAUUUUUGGCUAAGUGAAAAUUUCGUACUAACUUCUUUUGUUUUCUUAUUUUAUAUAUAAAGUAUAAUUAUACAUUAGUGCGUGUAACGAAGGCAGAUCGCAGAAGCUUUUUGUUUUAGUAAAAGAAAACAGUGCAGUAGAUUUAACGGUAAGCAAAAUAUUUUAUUUCUAGCGUCAUUCGUUUUGGUAUUGGGAGAUGAUACUCUGUAAUCUCGCGCAAUUGUCUUACAUACGUGUGUGUCUACAAAGGACGUCAAGUAUUCUACGCAUGAACAAAACGAUAAAAAAAAUGAAUAACACGACGUAUCGAAAAGUAAUAAACGGUUUUUAUGGAA
Nasonia vitripennis (jewel wasp) is the source of this 3482-nucleotide messenger RNA. RefSeq names its product protein singed (gene singed). Gene Ontology annotation, molecular function: protein-macromolecule adaptor activity; actin filament binding. The transcript is spliced from 8 exons. Gene Ontology annotation, biological process: establishment or maintenance of cell polarity; cell migration; actin filament bundle assembly. The coding region runs from base 483 to 2036 and encodes 517 amino acids. The record is from RefSeq and is a predicted model, not a curated record. Lineage: Eukaryota; Metazoa; Arthropoda; Insecta; Hymenoptera; Pteromalidae. Gene Ontology annotation, cellular component: actin cytoskeleton; cytoplasm.